This is a messenger RNA of Sclerotinia trifoliorum, 1479 nucleotides long. The record is from the annotation of a GenBank genome assembly. Lineage: Eukaryota; Fungi; Ascomycota; Leotiomycetes; Helotiales; Sclerotiniaceae.
GACAUAUCCCACUGAUGCGUAUACUCCGUAUAUUUAUUCACCUAGGAAGAAAAUCCUUUCGUGUACAUAUCCUCAAAGGACAAUCACUUUUCGGGAAUAGAGUACUGUUUUACUUGAUACCCCUUCUUUCCACUCUUCUUCCCCACUCAAGAAGAUCUUUACUUUUCUGGAGGUUGAGAAAUGGCUCCUAUAACUUUAGCUGGCUCGGCGGACUCGAAGAACAAAUUUGAGGACUUAUCCGGUAUUGAUACGGCGAAGUAUGCCAACCCCUAUGAUGCUUUGAUCGAAGCAUGUCACGAUGAUCCGGUAUUUGAUUUUCACUGUUGACACCAUCUAUCCCGUCAAAAUAACAAUUCUACUGUCAUUUUAUGGCUUUACAAAUUGAUCACAUAACACAUGUGUGUUUGAAAUACUACUGCUGUAUUUAAUUACAUACUUUGAACUAAUAUUCUCCUCAGGUCGAAAUACAAGCUAAGUAUGCAACUCACCGAGAAACUCGAAAUGCUCAACAGAAAGCCAAGAUCCUGGCUUCUGAUUUUCAAGAAAUGAUAAUGGAUACUGUUCUACAAAAACUAGAGGAUCCCAAUAUUGAGCCUGGGUUUGAGGAUCCACGACAUUGCUUGGUAUUCUGGGCGCGCCCUCCGCAACAUAUCAAAACUCUAGUGGGGAAUAUCCAACAGAAACUGCUUACUUUGGCUCCGAGUAUGUGAAGAUUCAUCCAUCGUUUAGCCCAUAGCCUUCUGAUACUCGUCUUAAUUCUCACCACUGACAUAAAUUCCAGAGCUCUGGCUUAUGCCCCUGCUCAAGUUGCACCUCACUGCGCUUGAAAUCACCCAUUCUCUGACCUCCCCGGAAAUAACCUCCAUCAUCAAUCAGCUCGGUACAUCUACCACAUCAACCAUGACAGAUUAUCCCCUUCAACACCGCGCUCGUCUCAUUAAACCUACUCUAUCCUAUGAUUCCGCUGCAGUUGCACUUUCUUUUCUUCCUGCCGCCGGAGAAUUGCUCACCUCAACUCCAGAUCCAUCAUCCCGCAAUCCCAGAACGGCCCAAGAUGAUGUUUUCACCUACCAUCAUCUUCGCCAAUCUCUAUUCACGCUUGCCCGAUCUACAGGUAUUUCUGUUGAUUCCCGUUAUGUAGUUCCCAGUUCACAUAUCACGAUUGGACGAUUUCUCACGCAGGAAGAUCACGAUACGCCUGAGAAACGACAGGCUUGGAUAGACUUGAUUGAGGAAAUCAAUGUGUGGCUUAAAGAGCAGUACUGGCCACGGGAGGAAGGAGGAAGGAAUGAGGAUGGAGAGUGGGUCGUAGGACAGGAGAAGGGUUUGGAUUGUAGGAGGGGCCAGCUGUGGUAUGGAGGGGGUGAGACAGUUAUGUUAGGAAAGGGGUUCUCAGUAUAGUCCCAAGAAUACAGUAGUAUACUCUUAACACUCCAUUUUUUAACUUUUGUUUCCUUGUAUUCAAGAAUGGUGAGCGUA